Canariomyces notabilis is the source of this 1805-nucleotide messenger RNA. RefSeq lists its product as uncharacterized. The record is from RefSeq and is a predicted model, not a curated record. Lineage: Eukaryota; Fungi; Ascomycota; Sordariomycetes; Sordariales; Chaetomiaceae. Bases 345 to 1805 code for a protein of 486 amino acids. The transcript is spliced from 2 exons.
CUCAACUCGCUUUCAAUCUCGACCUUCUUUCGCUUUUGUCCACAAAACGGACCAAGACCGCUUCUUCAAAGAUCAACUUUAUUCUCUCCUCCUCAAAACCAUCUUUAGUCAAGAGCUCGAAGAGCAAAUCCACCUUCUCCCAAACCUCUUUCAAUCCUGACCUUCUUUCAUCUUUGCUUAGAAAACGUUCCACGACCCUUUCCUCCAAAACCGACCCCAUUCCCCCCUUACCAACAGAAUCUCCAACCCAUCUUAGCAAACUAUACAGGCGCCGUGAGCGUGCUGUCUUUUUGUUUCUCUUGAGAAGAUUCCUGUGGAGGAAGUCCAGGCAACCCUUCCUCAAGAUGAACUUUAUAAACCAGCUGCGGGCUCUUCAGGCCGACGAUUCUUCGUCGGACGAAGAGUUCCCUAGCUUCGUCACUUCGGCGACGCCGCCCGACUCGGAGGACGGAUCUUCCGCCUCCUCAAUCUUCACUAUAAAUACGACCCCUGACAAGCCGGCCCGCAAGAGAAAGCACGAGGCAGACGAUGCUCCCCAGUCGACCAAGAAGCCGAAAAAAGAACUCUCGACUCCGCCGCGCAAUGGCGAGUCACCAGCCGCGACCGAGCCAGCACAGACACAGCUGAGCGACAAGUCCAAGAAGCGGCACUUCGAUGACACGGCCCAAGCAGCCGACGGCGGGCACCAGAGCCCUGCCAAGAAGAGGAAGUCUGCCUCCCUGAAGGCCCGGGAGGCCGAGGUGCCGAUGGAGUACCAUGAGCGUGUCGUUUACGACAUGCUCAAUGACCCCACCGGUUUUGACGACCUCGUGCGUGAUACCAAGAGGAAAACGCCGAAUCACGUCAAGUCGUCUUUUGCGAAAUGGCGCCGCCGCCAACGCCAGCCCACCCCACCUCUUGUCAUGAGCGGCGCCAUCAGCGUCAAACUCUCAGCGCCGAAGCCACAGUCCGCCCUGGUGGUGCCACCAAUGGCCACCGGUUGGGUCCCGGGUACCUGGGCCGGCGGCUGGGCGAACGUCCCUGACACCGCCGUCUCUGCCACCGUCCCCGCCAUCAAGAGCGCCCAUGCUCAAGAGUCUGGGCCGAAGCCGGACGGAGACCCGACCAGCACCACCGCUGCGCCACUGACGCCGCGCCAGGGGUCUCCUCCGCUGUCCCCCCAGUUCUCUCUUCCUCACGCGUCUCCUUCGUGGGACUUGUUCCGGUCCUACACUCCUCCGCCGACCAGUCCUCCUUAUAUCUUCCCAAGCGAGGACAAUCAUCUGCCGUUCGUCCUGGGGGAUGUCAGCGGUGACGUCUUUGACGACGACCCGCUCAGCCCCGGCGGCACACCCUCCAAGCGGAACGGCGUCUUUGCGCCUCGCCCCCCGCCGCCCUUCCGUUCGUUCCGUCGUGAUCACGGAUCCCCGUCGCCCAUGAUGAGAAAGCCCAGGGGAAUGCAGGCUGCGCCGACUUGUGUCGGUGCUAGAGGUGGCGGUGGAGAUGAUGUUCGUGAUUCUGAAGAGGCGACCACGGAGGCCGAGUACGAGCCUUCCGAAGACGGUGCGCACGGGGAGGAUGACGACGGGUACCAGGCGGACUGGGACUCUGUGGAGGAGGAGGAGGAGGAGGAGGAGACGGAGGUCGAAAUCGAGCCUGCCGGAGAGCCUGCAACCGGAGGUGGUACCGAGGAGGAUGGGGAGGAGGAGACCGAGGCCGAAGGCGGCCCUUCAUUUGAGAUUGUCUUGGAGGUACCGUUUCCUGUUGGUGAUGAGACGGAUACGGAGCCGCCGACCGUCAUCAUUGCCUUGACCGACACGGAGUAG